AUCACUUCGUCCAAUAGACAAGCCCUGCACAGUUUACGAACUGUAUCGCCCUGCUUCCGUUUUAUCAUUUCUGUGGAAUUUUCCCUGAAUAUCCGCACUUGGAAGUAGUUCUCGAACGAGGCAGAACAUAAUUCUUAUGAUAAGAUGGCGACGAAAGCAGCCUUCAAACGGCUUACUCGUGAAUAUCAGAACAUACAAAAGAACCCACCGCCCUAUAUAAUUGCUCAUCCAUCGGAGUCCAACAUUCUUGAAUGGCAUUACAUCCUCACUGGACCCCCUGGGACACCGUACGAGAAUGGACAAUACUGGGGCACCUUAAUGUUUCCUCCAGAGUACCCAUUUGCUCCACCAGCCAUCCGCAUGCAUACCCCAAGCGGCCGAUUUCAACCAUCUGCUCGAUUAUGUCUCAGCAUCAGUGAUUUUCACCCCAAGUCCUUCAACCCAGCUUGGGAAGUUUCGACGAUUCUUAUCGGACUACUCUCCUUUAUGACUAGCGAAGAGAUGACUACGGGUAGUGUCAGUGCGUCAGAAGCGGAACGAAGAGUGCUGGCCGCGCGGUCGAGGUGGUGGAACUCCACAGGCGGAGGAUCUCACGUCAUUUCCACUCCAGGAGUGACCCCUACAGCCAAGGGAAUCAACAAUGUGAAAGCAGGAGAUGGCGGGCUGAAGUUUCGCGCAGAAUGGCCAGAAUUAGAUCAAGAGAAUUGGAAGUGGAUGAGAGACAAUCGGAUUGACACGAACACUGGCCAACUCAUACCUGACCCCAAUGCUGCUGCUGCUGCUACAAAAUGUUCUCCAGAGACCAGUGCACUACGUAGGCGCCCGAACGGAAGUGCCCAUGGCCUCGGGGCUGUGGUAGAAGGUGGUCACGUCGCACGAGAAGCGGGCCAAAGUUGGGUUCGACGGAAUCGAGUUUGGGUUGGUCUCGCCUUAUUAUUUGGAUAUGCACUUGUCGCGAGACUACUAAAUGAUGUUCAAGGUUAAGAUUGAGUUUCUUGACUCUUGACCCUUUUCAUACCCAGGAGGCGUUUAGCAUCCAAUACGUGGCGUCAUUUUAUAUCUCGUUUUUUGUCGAUGCUCCUUUUUAUUUUCCUCUUCCACCCUUGUAUAUUCUAUUUUUCUUUACUUUUUUCGUCCAUUCCUCGGCCGUCCCCUUUCUCUACAGCGGCAGUCUCCUGUAUCUUUCUCCGUGUUUUGUAAGGUUCGUUGGUUUUAUAAGGACCGAGAGGCGUCUGGAAACAGGGCGGCGUUCGGUGGUAAUUUGAGAAGCUUCAGGUGUCUGGGACGUAUUAAAUCGCCAGUGUGCUCUGCAAUCAAGGAUCACUGCGCCCUUCUACUGCACCUCUGUACAGCAUAUUUCCUACAGCGUAUACACUUAAUUUGAUUUAGUCAUCUACUGGUGAUUUCAAACAGGGUAUGGAGAUCAAAAGUACAUACACGCCAUUUCCC
Molecule: messenger RNA, 1449 nt
Organism: Aspergillus caelatus
Lineage: Eukaryota; Fungi; Ascomycota; Eurotiomycetes; Eurotiales; Aspergillaceae
Product: ubiquitin-conjugating enzyme E2
Exons: 3
Coding region: 145-984 (279 amino acids)
Source: RefSeq, a predicted model, not a curated record